This is a messenger RNA of Motacilla alba alba, 8123 nucleotides long. RefSeq names its product PWWP domain containing 2A (gene PWWP2A). The record is from RefSeq and is a predicted model, not a curated record. Bases 196 to 1866 code for a protein of 556 amino acids. Gene Ontology annotation, molecular function: histone binding; chromatin binding. Gene Ontology annotation, cellular component: nucleus. The transcript has 3 exons. NCBI's taxonomy places the organism in Eukaryota, Metazoa, Chordata, Aves, Passeriformes, Motacillidae.
UCUGCACUGAAUGAAGCCCCCGCUGGCCAACGAGAAGUUCCCGCGGGGCUGGAUGGACAGGUGCGCUGCCCAGUAGAAGCGCAGCAUUGCGGCGCGCCCGCCAAUAGAGCGCCGUCUGCGGGCGCGGGGGGCGGGCUCUCCCUCCCCGCGGGCCGUGGCCGUCGCUCCCGCUGCUGGAGGGAGGCGGCGGAGAAAAUGGCGGCCAUGGCUGCGGAGGCGGCGGCGACUGCGGCGGUGCCGGGGGACGGCGGGGCCGGCGAGGCCGAGCCCGAGAUGGAGCCGAUCCCGGGCAGCGAGGCCGGCGCGGACCCUCUACCGGCCGUCAGCGAGGCCGUGGAGUCGGCGGUGCCGGACGGCGAGGAGGCCGACGGCGGCAAGGCCGAGGAGCCGCCGCCGGUGCAGCGCGCCCGGAGCCCCGGCGGGACUCGCGAGCCGGACGCGGGCAGGACGGAGGAGCCGCCGCCGCCGCGCAGCCCGGGGGUGGAAUCGCCGCGGGCCGAGCCCCGCGCAGCGCCCAGCCCCGGCUGCUCGGAGCCGCCGCAGCCCUGCCCGCCGCCCGAGCCGGCCCGGGAGCCGCCGCAGCCCUGCCCGCCGGCUGCCGGGGGCUCCGCGGGGCCCGGGGAGGAGCCGCCCCGGCCGGAGGAGGAGGAGCCGGAUGCUGCCGCCGCCGCCGCGGUGGAGCCCGAGCCGGCCGUGCCCGCGGCCCCGGGCGGAGGGGAGGCGGAGGUGCCGGCGCUGCUGCCCGGCUCCGAGGUGCGGGUCACCCUGGACCACAUCAUCGAGGACGCCCUGGUGGUCUCGUUCCGGCUGGGAGAGAAGCUUUUUUCCGGGGUCCUCAUGGACCUCUCGAAAAGGUUUGGCCCCCAUGGAAUCCCUGUGACCAUAUUUCCUAAAAGGGAGUACAAGGACAAACCUGAAGCCAUGCAGCUCCAAAGCAAACCAUUCCAAGAGGAGGCGCAGGUGAAGUGCGAGGCCGACGCCGCGGUCCCUGAUGACUCCUCCCUCACGCAGCCCUCAGAGCCCAGCAUAGCUAAAAGCCUUUGGACUUCUAAACCACCUCCUCUCUUUCACGAGGGAGCUCCAUACCCUCCUCCUUUGUUUAUCAGGGACACCUACAACCAGUCAAUACCUCAGCCUCCACCCCGGAAAAUCAAGCGGCCCAAGCGGAAAAUGUACAGGGAGGAACCCACUUCCAUCAUGAACGCCAUCAAGCUACGGCCCCGGCAGGUGCUGUGUGACAAGUGCAAAAACAGCGUGGUGGCGGAGAAAAAGGAGAUCAAGAAAGGUGGCAAUGCAAGUGACUCUUCCAAAUACGAGGAUAGUAAAAAGCGAAGAAACGAGAGCGUGACUACUGUGAAUAAAAAACUUAAGACUGACCAUAAGGUGGAUGGAAAAAGCCAAAACGAAAGCCAGAAAAGGAACGCUGUGGUCAAGGUUUCAAAUAUUGCCCACAGCAGAAGCAGAGUAGUUAAAGUUUCCGCACAAGCAAAUACUUCAAAAGCGCAGUUAAACACAAAAAAAGUUCUCCAGAGCAAAAACAUGGAUCAUGCAAAAGCUCGGGAAGUCUUGAAAAUGGCCAAAGAAAAGGCACAAAAGAAGCAGAGUGCAACCUCCUCUUCCAAAAAUGCACAUUCAAAGGUCCACUUCACGCGGCGUCUUCAGAACACCAGCUCAGGGUCCCUCCCGCCCCGAUUGCGCCUAAAGCCCCAGCGGUACCGCAACGAAGAGAAUGACUCUUCCCUCAAGACAGGACUUGAGAAAAUUCGGAGCGGCAAGAUGGCAACUAAGCCCCAGUCUCGCUGCUCCUCCACCCGCUCAGCAGGUAUCUGUUUGCAGGUCAGAAAAAUGAGAUAUGUAAUUGUGUAAUGCUCUGAAAUGUAAAAAAACAAACUGUAAAUAAAAUUGACUAAAUCUGAAUUAUUUGUGUGUGUUUCUCAAAAAGCUUUGAAACAAAUCCAGGAUGUCAGAGUAUUUUAUCUGUAUGCCGGAUUUAGAGGACACCCUUUAAAAGUAAAUUGUCCUUUUUCAUGCAUUCUUAAAGAUGAAGUGCUUGAUGUAAAUACUAUUGGUAUACUUCAGUCUUAAUUUGGAGAUGAUUAAUUAAUUAUCUGUCCCUUUUGUUUCAGAACCAGCUCUGUAGAGGGCUUUCUGGAAAGUUGAUUAAAUUUCUCCCUAAAUUAGCUUUUGGGCCGUAUAUUUGAGUAGAGCCUGUGGAUAAUGUCACUUGUACAGUGGGGAAUGUUUCCGUUUCCAUCUCAGAGCAGUCAGAGCUGCUCUCCACUGCCAUUCCAGCUUUUCUUGCAUGGUUUUUGCUCACUAUUGGGGCAUUUUCAUGCAAUGCACUUGCCUUUUUUGGUCCUUACUUGACCAUGUGAAUUCCUGUGUCCUCCAACCCAUUCCUGCUUCAGCCUUGCAGUGCCUGUGAAGAGUCUCCUGGUGCUCAUCCCAAAGCAGUUUUCGUCCUGGUUUUUCCAGGAUUGCCCACGUAGGCAAUCGUGACAGAUGUAAAAAUUUAAGCUCAGACUGAAAUUAAACAGACAUGACAAAGGGGGCAAGGAUUUAAUCAUUGAACCCUGAAAAUAUUUUUAUUUUAAGAUUCAAUUUCAUAUGUUCAUGAUACUGUCUGGUCUUGCCAAAGCAUUCAGUUUCUUUUUACCUUUUUCGAUGAUUCUGUCAUGCCCACAGAGCUAUUGGAAGUCUAAUGUGUCAAACCCAUGGCUGUUCAAAUUUUCCUCAGGAUGACAGUCAUUAGCUGCUAAUUAAGCUUCCAAAUAUACCAGCUUUACCUUGGCAUUCUGACAGUUCCCAAGAAGCCCCACUGGUCAAUGCUUUUUGAAUGUGAUAAACACACAACAGAUUUUGUAAAACAAAAAAAAAAAAAAAUUGGAAAAAAAAUCUGUUUCACUUCUCUGUAUUCUCUCCUGCAAACAGAAACAGUUUCUUUAAGUAAAUAAGCUGUAUUUUAUUAUUAAAGCAAACUGCUUUUUGGAGUCAGGAACCCAUGUGAGGUGGGUCAGAUGUCUACACCACUUCCUUGAGGUUUAGAAGCUCAAGUGAACUGGCUUUGAGUUACUUGUUGUAAGAAAAGUAGUGGCAAAAUCAAUAUUGACAUUGUUCUUUUUUCUUUAGAAGACCUGGAAGCUUUGUUCUCUUAAUUUAUAUAAAAUUAGAAUAGCACUGCAGCUUACAUAGGCAGAGUUUUCUCAGGUGUUCACAGGGGGAGCAGCAGGUAUGGGAGGGCUUUCUUCAGGUGGUUUUAUGUUCCAAAGAACUGUUUAUGGAAGGCAUUUAAAGUCAGUUUUGAUUUGUAGCAGAUGAGUUUUAAGUCUCUCCUCAGUUUCAUAGUGAGUGUUCUGUAUGGCUGCAGACUGAACGGGGCUCAAAACAAGUAAUUUGUUUUGUUAAAUCAAUUUUUUGCAACACCAUGUUGCAGUAAGUUGAAAAUCUCCUCUUCAUCCUCAUCCCUGACUUUGCUUUAACUCGCUCCUGUGGGUGCAGCAGCUUCCAGGGCUGGGCAGAGCCUGCUUCAGGCAGGCACAGGCUGAGAGGAGGCUUAGGGCUGGAUUAGCCAAACUGAGCCCACUCUGUGUGCCUGUGCUCCCCCUGCAGCGGCACAGCCCCAGGGCUGGCACCUUCCGUGCCCUGUCCAGGAUUUACCCCUUGCCCACCAGGAGCACCCCUGUGGGUACGAAGGGGCUCAGGGGGGCCAGGAAGAAUUGCUUCCUGGAAAGGGUGGUUGGGAUUGGAGCUGCCCAGGGGGGUUUGGAGUGCCCAUCCCUGGAGGUGCCAGGGAAUUCCUGGAGGUGGCACUCGGGGCUCUGGGCUGGGGAGCUGGCACACAAUGGACUUGGUGACCUUGGAGGUCUUCUCCAACCUCAGUCCCUCAGAAGGCCAGCAGCCCAGAGGGUGACUGCUAUUUUCCACCAGCUUAGUGGGAUAAAUGGCAGCUGAUGCCUUUUUGGUUAAUGAAGUGCCUCUGAGUGGAGGCUGGGUGUUUGUGGCCUGUCAGUUUAGGGGAGAGCAGGACAUGAGGAGUUUCAGUCCAGGUGUUCUGUUCCUCUGAAGAUCUUCAGCUUCAGUAAAUGCCUUGGCAGAGAGCAGUUAUUCCAAGGCUCAGCUCUGUCCCCAGGGCUGUUUGAAGGUGUGAGGCUUCAGGAGCAGAGCUGGGAGCAACAGGAAAUGCUUGUGUGUGUCUGAAGUGGAGUCAUGCAGGAAAUUGAACAGAUAUUUGUUACUGUUCUAAUUAGAGUUGGAACUUUGUGUCAACACUUCAGUGAGAUAAUCAUCUGUGAUGAUUUGGUUUCUCUUUCAGACUCUGCUGGGUUCAGUUUGGAACCUACAGAGCUACCCUGGGGUGGGGCUCCUGGGGUGGUUUAGGUCUGUGCAAGGCUGAAAAGACUUUUUUUGUUUCGCAUGGUGUAAAAUACCUUUGGGUUUUUUAAACAUAGUUUCUAACUGUGAUUAGGAUUAAGAGUAGCAGGAGUGGGGAAGGGUAAGAGUUGCUUGGUGCAUUGCUAGCCCUUAGAUCUGGUUCUAUUUAACUCUCUGAAGUCCUGAUAUUUUCUUUCGUGUCUGCUGAAACUGUCAAGAGUAGAAUAGGAAGGUGAAUUUUAAAAAAUAAAUGUCAGUAGCUCAUUCUCAGCAUCAUCAUGUGUCCUUCUGCCUGUUCUGUGGAGUCCGGUGAGAAAGCAGAGCAGCUUUCUUGGCUGAGGAGCUGUGGAAAGGAGCAGACUGAUAACAGGGAAAGGCUAUUUCAGUCCAUCCUUGGCUUUAUAAUUGUGUUCCAGUGAAUGCCUGCAGGAACAGCAAAUUCAGGCAGAGCAGAGGGUCCCUCACUGAUCUGGAGCUGAAGACAGCUGGGAGGGAAGUGCAGUGAGCUCGAGCCUAAAGGGAUGGCUGGCGGUGUGUGGUGGCAUAAUCCAUAGGGUACAAUGACUAGCACUGUUCAAAAAGGGGAUUUUCCCAUAGCUGACAAAGCUUCUGACCACGGAGUGAUCGGGGGUCACCCACAUUUAACACUCAGAACUUGUGUGGCUGCCUGAAGAUCCAUCAGAUCAGGUUUGAGAGAUGAGGAUGGGAGUAUCCAGUGUCAAAUUCUCCUUAAUCCCUGCUGGAAAGAGCCUGUGUGUGAUCCCUGGCCUUGCAGUGACCAUGGCAGUCAACAUUUGACCCCCCAGCUGCUCUCUGGGACACUCUGGAUUUUGGUUAAACACUUCCACAGGUCACCCUGGCAGAGUGUUCCUGCUGAGGCUGUUCAGGUGAAUAGCAUCCCUUGCACCGUGGCUUUUCCCCUCUCUUCCUGCUCACCCUCCUGGCAUUUCCAGGUACCUGGUCCACUCUGACCCCACCUCCCUCUGCCCUCUGUGCUAAGAACUGUUUGUGGUCCUUUGGAUGGGUUGCACCAGCAGCAGCAAUUCCUCCCAGCUCAGAAAUACCUCUGGUUAUUGGGGUUUGAUUGUUGGAUCCUAAUAGCAGCUUAUGAUUCCCUAUGAUUUACUCAUACAUUUCACUCUUCUGUGUUACCUGGGAUGUGGAUACAAUCCAGACUGUCAUUUAAAUUAAUUAAUGAUUUUUUCCCUUAAAUUGAACAGUGACACAAGUGCCCUCGUGUGAACACAAGGCAGAGCAGCAGUUGCCAGGCAGGGCUGUGGUCCAGGGACUUGGUGGCUGGUUUGCCAUCCUGCCUUUUCCCUGCACAGCUCUGCUGUUGCUCCCAGAUGGGGCAGUUUGGGAUGAUUCCCUGGAGCAUCACCUUAGUGCCAGGCACCAGCCACUGAGGAGAGCUUGGAUCCACAGCUCCGUGUUUUCCUCAGGAAAAUCCAAUUGGUGUUGCUGGCAGGAGGUGGGAGCAGCAGGAGCUGGGAGGUGGGUGGUGCUGACAGACCAGGGCUUCAGAAAACCUGAGCCACCUUGCACAUCCAAGAGGGACACACAUGGGAGCAAAAGGGAAAGAAAAGGUGGAAUAACCUGGAAAAGGUGACUCCUGUGCUUGUGCCGUGGGAUGUGGUGUCUGAUCUCUUCCUGCCUGCCCAUGGCCUGAGGGGAGAACUUAGCAGCAGCCUGCAGGUAGGAAUUGGCUCAGGGAACAAAUCAGGGUCCCCUGGAGCAAGUUUGAACCCAAGCUUUGCUCCUUCAGUGUGAAGAAACGGAUCUGUGGGGUUUGUUUGGGCUGUGUUUGACAAGUUCCUUCCCAAACCAGGACCAGGCACAUUUUGAGCAGCUGUAAUUGCAUUUCUGUGCCAGUGAUUCCAUUCCUCCGUGCAGAGGAGGAAGGGAGGGCUGUGGGAACCGAGGCUGUUGCAGGUGUGUGGAUCCCUGCGGGAUGGGGCAGAGGCACGGGGAAAGCUGGGACAGGAAAUGACAUUAAACUGAGGCAGGGAGUUGGAGUCAAGCACUGGAGUAUUGCUUGCACGUGUGACAGUGAAACCCUGGGUGCUGCUUGGGUGGUGGCAGGGUUUGAACCAAUGGGUCAGGCUGAGCUGGGCUCAGUGCAGCCGGCAGUGGGGGAGCAUCUGUCCUGUCACUUUGUCAUUAGCAAGGCUCGUUUUGGAAAACCAGAAUAUUUGUAAAAAUAUGUCUGUAACAGAGAUUCUGCCCCCUGUGUCCUGCUCACAUCCUGCAGGAAUCACACUUGGAGUAGCCCAGGUUUGAGCUGAGGAAAGCUGCACUGCCCUUCUGCCGGGGGCCUCGGGGUGCAGCCUCCUGCUUGGCUGAUGCCACUGAUGGAACAGCAACUUGAAAUCAGGUUGUUCUUUAGGAAAAAAACAAAUCUAGGUCAGUUUUCGUGUUUGUUUACAGAUGUUUUAGAUGUCAAAUAUGAAAAAGGAAUAUUCUCCUACGUGCCAGGCAUGUGCUGGGGAUCUGUGCUUUGGGAGGCAAGGGCUUGUUGCCAGCACUGAGGGUCUGUAACAGAGCCACAGCAAAGUCAGGUGGCAGAAUUGUCCUUGCCAUCCUUUAACAGGUGCACCAAGGGGGAGAAGGGAUCUUGCUUUGUCAGUAAAAUAAGCAGACACAAUGCCAAGCAAAUAUUUGCUUAAAUGAUAAUUUAGCAUAUUUUUUUAUUUGGUAAUGCGUAGGAUUUUUGUUUGGCUUUAGGAGAUGCUGGGGUUUAACUGCACCUCUGCAGUGCGUCAGGAUUUUAAAGCAUGUGGUGCCAGUUUGGGUAGUUAGUAGCUCUGGUGAAAAGGAACUAAAGCCACAAAAUUGAUUUUAAAAGAAUUGUAGUCAGUUUAGUUAGAAGUUUAGUUAAUAAAAAAAAAAGUCUUGAGGUAUUUCAAGUGUUGAAGGAUUUAAGAAUAAUCUCUUCUGGUACAUUUAUAUGGAAAAAACUGGGUUGGACAACGUUUUAGGAAUUCUUGCUACUGUGUCAUGUAUUUCAGGGAAUUAGGCACACAAAGGGAAGAAUGUGUUGCUGCUCUUUGUUUUCCUGGUGGCUGAGGUCCUGCUGCUGGAGGCUGUAAAGGAAGGAAGGAAACUGUUCUUGCUUUUGGUAGUUCAUCAUCUGGAAGAGCAGCCUGGUUUCUCUCUUCUCCCCUGGCUGCAAAUGGAAUCUGUAGCAGGAAAAUAGGAGUUUUGUGCCUUCUGUUCCAUAGUUCUACACAGACACAGCAUUAUCCCUCAGGAAGGUGCAUAAAUGUUACUGUAACUAUUUAAAUUUGGGCUCCUGGCCUUGAGGUUUAAUCCCUGAUGGGAUGUGCUGCUAUUUUUGCUUCCCUUGUCCUUCUGGGGUGCCUUUUCUCCCCCUCCAUGGCUGCCUGGUGUCCUUCUGUGUUUCCUUUGGAGAUAAAAGCCAGGAGUUUCAAAGGCAGAGCUUCUCUUUGGACAGCAGUGAACAAAGGGAUUGAGAAGAUGUUCCCACUGAAGAAUGAGAAUGCCCAGGGCAGUGCUGGCUGCCAGGAAGGUCUGUGUGAGCUGGGUUCAGUGGGACAGGCAGGAAGGGCCUGAGUCGUGCCAGUGCCUGUCCUGACACACAUCCUUACCUUGUUCUGGGGCAGUCCUUAGGAUGGCUCCAUAGGGAAGGGGCUGGAGCCCCAGGAGAGGCUGAGGGAGCUGGGAAGGGGCUCAGCCUGGAGAAAAGGAGGCUCAGGGGGGCCCUUCUGGCUCUGCACAGCUCCUGCCAGGAG